UAGCGCUUCGAUCGAUGACAUUCUACCUGUCAGCAUACAAUCCAAAUAUAGACUAGAAUAACAAACAGUAUGGCUGACAGUUAAGGUAGCUGAUAAUGGAUACUUAAGCUUAAGGCUAAAUAGAGGUUUAAUGGCAGGUCUAUACAAGAAACUGAAUGCAGAUUUGGCGUGGAUGAAGAUCAGUCAACAGGCCGCUUCUAAAUCAAUAUUUGAGUUACAAUGACUUUAUAGCAUUUGAACAAAGAUGCUGUUUUGUCAUGAAGCGGCGAAAAUGUCGCAUUGUAUACUGGUCAAUGUUUGCAGUUACUCUUAUGUUAAUGUAUGUUGUCGUUCUGCACAUCUCAACCCAGCCUAGUGAUGACCAAGAUGUUCACGAAGUUACUGAUGAGCUUAAAGCACUUCGACGAGACUUUGUGUUAAAUGACGGAGGUGGUGAGGAAGUGGGGAAACCAAAUUUGCAAUUGAAUAAGAAAAAUACCAUUCGCUUCUUCAACUAUGAGACAGCAAGAAAAGAGCAUUCCACCGAGAUGGUGCAGUUGAAAACACUGAUCGGGAAGACGCCGAUAUUUAUUCAUCCACCAAACGUUGACCAAAUGAUCUCAUCGUAUGUGAAAGAUUACGGAACUUGGGAAGAGGACUUGCUCAAUCAGACAGCAAUGCUGGUGCAAAGAUACGAGAACUUGGUGUUUUUAGACAUCGGGAGUAAUAUAGGAGUGUACAGUCUCUUUAUCGCUAGUCUUGGUGUGGAAGUCAUAGCUGUAGAACCGGUGGUCGCAAACUUGGUGCUUCUGUACAAAUCAGUGAAAGCCGGACGAUUCAGGAAGAAUGUAACGCUAGUCAACAACGCGGUUUCAGACAAAUACGAACAAUUGUUCAUGGAUAUUCCGGAAGGAAACAUCGGUGGUGCUCACUUUGCUGUUAAUGACAACCAAGAUCAGAAAGCACACAGUUCUUCAAUAAACACCAUAGACAAUUGUAUUGAAACUAUAAUGUUGGACGACUUAAUACCAAUGGUAGGGAAUAAGAAAGUUGUUGUUAAAAUGGACAUUGAGGGCCACGAACUGAACGCCUUACAAGGAGCAAGGACGUUCUUCCAGUCGGUGGACGUGAGAGCGGUGUUGAUGGAGUGGUCACACCACAGGUACUCGGACAAUGGGCGGAUCAUCGCCACCUUGAUGGUGAACGAGGGAUUCCUGCCCUACCCGCAAGUCAGCAUCUUAACGGUGCUCAACCCUGAUAGGUAUCAUAGCUGGCCAGAGAAUGUCUUCUGGGUCAAGAAAUAGCGGUUCAUACUAUCUGAAUUUUUAAUUGUUUUGUUUGUUAAAUUAUAUGUUUUUUAAUGAUACGUGAUAUUAUAUUUAUCUCAGAUGUUAAGUUUGUAUAUAUUAUGGAGCUUCUUGCUUUAAAACUCCAUUACACAUUGAGAGUUAUACGUUUAAACAUCCAUUUAACAUUUAGCAAUUAUAGUAUAGAUUACCAUUACAUGGGUUACAUUUUUAUCAUUUGAUAUUUAGUUCAUCAGUACGCAUUAUUUUGUAUAACAAAAUAUACCAUGCAUUUAUAU
Molecule: messenger RNA, 1564 nt
Organism: Mya arenaria
Lineage: Eukaryota; Metazoa; Mollusca; Bivalvia; Myida; Myidae
Exons: 2
Coding region: 258-1283 (341 amino acids)
Source: RefSeq, a predicted model, not a curated record